Molecule: messenger RNA, 1080 nt
Organism: Suillus discolor
Lineage: Eukaryota; Fungi; Basidiomycota; Agaricomycetes; Boletales; Suillaceae
Exons: 6
Coding region: 1-1080 (359 amino acids)
Source: RefSeq, a predicted model, not a curated record
AUGGAGUCGAAUCUCACUCCAGGCGCCAACGACACCACGCAUGCCCUUCUCACGCAGCUCAUCCAAAUCGGACUCGGGAACUUCACUGCAGCGGGGUCUACGCCAGUAUCGCCAGCACCUACCUGGUCGCCGCCCACAGCCAAUAUAAGGAUCCAAUGUAUCGCCUACACAAGCUUGUUCUGUUUACUCGCUGCUUUCGGUGCUGUGCUAGGCAAGCACUGGCUUGGGUGCUACAAGGUGACAGAUACGACCGCUGCUCGGAGGAUGGGGAUGAACGAGCGGAGCGCAGACAACGGAAUUCUCUCUUCUUCUCUUUGGAAUUGCCCUCAGCGCCAAUAUGUGGUUUUUGUUUUAUUCCCUGAUGGUGAUGGCAUCUUUGGUAUCUCCCGCGUGUCCAUUUCAGAUGUCAAUGUCGACGAUAUUUCUGAGUCAAAACUGCAGAGGUCCUACAUCCGACGGUCAAAUUCGCCUCCCGGCAUCUUAAGCAGUCAGUGCACUGUGACUCUGUAUUUGCAGCCUGCUCAUUCACAUGGCGCUGUCUUCAGCCGUUAUUUCAGCGCCUUCUACUCUGGUGGUGUACUGACAUGGGAGCCUGAAGCACAAUCUUCUGACCACAGCCUGAACAUCGUAGCCACGAAUCAAUCCCUCCUUAAGCUCGAGCUGCCAGACAUACCUACCAGCUCUCUUGAAGCACCUUGCAUCAAGUGGCUGGUUAAGACAUCCACAGAUCCUGAAGUAUUUCUCGUUGUUGCUAGCCUUGUUCCUCAUGUCGACUGGCCUCUGGAUCUCGACGUCUCAUACAUGCUGCGUCACUUCUCAGAUCUCUGGGCACUCUGGUGUAUAAUAUAUCAAACGAUCUCCAGCUGCUUUGCAUUCCAAGGCCUCGGCAAAUAUCUCGCCUGGCAAAAGAUCAAGUCUCUCGACUACACCUUCCCAGACAGUUUUGACAAAGAAGCCAAGGACCUCGUACGGCAUCUCUUCAUACCCGAUCCAACACAACGGCUUGGCACCAGCAGUCCAGACUCUGCUCGCUCAUAUGCGGCACUUCGGCCACACCCAUUUUUCACGUCUGUGUCGUGA